AUGCGAGAAGAGACAAAGCCAUUCGCUCUCCAAUUUGGGACUAUAAGUCCUGGUAUUGUGAAUGGGUUGCAGAUUCCUGCCAGGACCAGCUCAGCACCACCUAACCUUGACGAGCAGCUGCGAGACCAGGCUCAUCAUGAUUCAUUCAGGGCUGUCCCCACACAGCCUAUACCUCCUGGUCCUAAGCAGAAGUCAGAACCGGCAAGGAAGGAUGUAGUUGGCAUUGAACAAUCUACUAGUGAGUUGCACCCUCCUGUGCAGCAACCACCAAUCUCUAUGCAAUUCGGUACCCCUGUUCUGCAACAAAUGCCUAUGACUUUGCCCAUAGGAAAUGCCUCCCAAGUUCCACAACAGAUGUUUGCUCAUAAUCUCCAGUCUCAUCCUAUGCAGCAUCAGGCAAUGAUUCACCAGGGACAAGGCUUGGGUUUUGGACCUCAACAUGGUCUCCAGCUUGGUCCACAGUUUGGGAACCUUGGGAUUGCUAUUACUGCCCCACAAUUUUCUCAGCAGCAGCAGCAGCCUGCAAAUUUUGGCGGCCCUCGUAAAACUACCGUAAAAAUUACUCAUCCAGAGACCCAUGAGGAGUUGAGGCUUGAUAAGAGGACGAAUUCUCAUGUGAAUGGUAGCUCAUCAGGGCAAAGGCUACCUCGUAAUGCAGGGCCACAAUCUCAUACUAUUACAUCAUUCACUUCCUCACAUUAUUUUCCUCAGAUGCAACCAAAUUCAUAUAAUCCUUCACCAAUCUACUUUCCUACUAGCACAUCAUUGACUACAGGUUCACAACCGCCAAGGAUUAGCUACCCAGCUGGACAGAGUGGCCAAGCCAUUUCAUUUAUGAACCCAUCACUCCUGAAUCCCAUGCCGGGUAGCAAAUCUCUGAAACUUUUGUAUCUGUAG
This is a messenger RNA of Asparagus officinalis (garden asparagus), 897 nucleotides long. RefSeq names its product eukaryotic translation initiation factor 4G-like. NCBI's taxonomy places the organism in Eukaryota, Viridiplantae, Streptophyta, Magnoliopsida, Asparagales, Asparagaceae. The coding region runs from base 1 to 897 and encodes 298 amino acids. The transcript has 5 exons. The record is from RefSeq and is a predicted model, not a curated record.